Molecule: messenger RNA, 701 nt
Organism: Prorocentrum cordatum
Lineage: Eukaryota; Dinophyceae; Prorocentrales; Prorocentraceae
Source: the annotation of a GenBank genome assembly
GUGUCGAAGGGACAAGCGGUGAGGAUCAAGCUGCUGGGGACGACGAUGAGGGCAUGGCUGAACCUCUCCGUCGAGGUUUUCGACGCGGCCGCUGAUGCAUUCUGCGAGGACGAUGCGGAGAAGCGGAAGUGGCUGCUGGCCACGCUCAACACGAGCGCGUACCCCAACCUGGACAAGUACCUCACGGCACAGAUCGACAUACGUGAUGUCGUGUUGCUCAAGAAGACCAGCCUCAGCAGGGCGUUACUGGCUGGGGGCCUGGCGUCUGGUGGUCUCCAGGCGUGGUCGAGGCUCGAGCAAGGUUCGGCGCCGAUGCUCGGCUCGCAGGACCUUGUGCUUCGCCAAGGGCGAUCACAUCUGCUCCAUCACGCGGGUUUGGCUCCCGGCGGGGUUAUCGUGGUGAACGUGUACCUCGGAAGUGGCGCCGGGCUCAACGGCUUCAACAUUGCGGCGCUCUAUGACGUGGCGUGCAGGCUGAAGCAGCGCGGCAGGCCGUAUGUGAGCGGGAUCCUGCGGUACUUCGACGGGGAGUGCGUGGACACGGCUGAGCCGACCUGCGCGCAGUCCAUGCGCGCCCUCGACCUGUUCAUCGUGUCAAGGCAAAUGGUGUUCGAGCUGGAGACGACUCGCCAAAGGCUUCGCAUCCGCGCGAUGGACCUGCCGAAGAGCUUCGCGCUGGUCAGGCUUGCGGGGUGCGCGAG